GACAUGUGGAACACGAAUCGAACAAGCUCCUCGCAAAGGGAUUAUCCGACCUGAGUUCAAUAAAUUGGUGGCGCGCCAUAGCCGUAGGAUUUAUGUCUAUUAGCAAUCCAAACGGGGAAGGUAGAGGACGCCUAGGGGAAGCUUUGCGCGAACUUAGUUUCCUCAAGACGAGACAAGAUCUUGAACUGUCUUCUGUCGUGGCGUUGCUUUUUUUCCAUAGGCUUGCUGAAAACAUAGACUACGAAGAAAUUGAGAUACUAUCCAACUUGGCGGCGAGAGCGACGGAGCGUGCAUCUGAGCCAAGCCUUUUGCUAUGUGCUCAAUUCCAUUUGUAUGCUGGUAUCCAUGCAACAAGUAAUGAACGCUUGUGUGAGCAAUUCAAGGCAUCCCGCAGCCUCAUUAGAAAAGCCUAAUUCAGCGUAAAAAGCUACGCAUAUCUCAUGAUAAGGUAGUGUUAUUUCCAGGUAAUCGAAGCUGAUACAAUUGCAGAGACCGAGACACAAAAACAGGCCCAUAUUCUCUGGGCAUGGAUCCAACUUUCUAGUCCAAUGGAUUCGUGGCAUAAUGAUGGUCGAGACGUACUGCGGCACCUUGAUGGUGCAACAUGUGGUUCCGAGGAGUCUGUUUGGGACUUGGAGAGUUUGAUGGCACAUGCGUCUGCGCUAUAAGAAUACUAUUUCUCCUGAGCGAAUUAUAUGCGAAUCUCCCUGUAGGCUCGUGCGUGUUACUACGAACUCAUGAAGCAGUACCUAAGCGCAUUAGAUUUCCUGAACCAGGCCGUUGCUCUUCAAUCGUGGAGCCCGGCCCUUUUAGAAAAAGCGAAAGUGUUAGUUCAUUUAGGUGACUGGGAGCAAGCGGCGGAGACGCUUCAGCGUGUUUUGCAACAAAACGAGGGGUCUAUGGAGGGACUGCGUCUUAAUGUUCUGAUGCAUAUGGUGCAGCAAGCAGAUGAUCAAGUUACUCAGGAACUGCUUAGACGAAUGAUCAAGUCAAUGGAAAUAUACGAGGGAUUAAAUGCCGACCUUUUCUACAAAACAGCCCGUACUCUGAGUCGUCUGGCUGGUCGAAAGCCCCAAAUUAUGAAUCUCAUUUCCGGGAUUUGCAAGAAAGCAAUUCAAUUGAAUCCAUCGUCAACGUCAAUCUACAUAAUGGAGCUCGCUUAUGAGAAGGCAAUGCUGUGUGACUAUGAUAGCGCAAUGAAAAGCUAUCGUGAAGCAGGGCGAACUGAUGAGACUAAUAUUGCAGCACUUUAUGGGACUAUCUACAGUCAUAUUAUGCUGGGUGAGCUUAGCAAUGCAGAGCAGCAGCUAGACUUUCUUGUGGCUAUCUCGGAAUCCAUAGAGCCAUCAGCCCACUUGCCUUUUCUUAAGGCACUCCUUGCAUGGCGGCAUCUUGGCGACGCGGAUAAGCAUGCUAACCUGUUAGAGCAGGCCGAGAUACUUCAUUUUAAAUCCAUGGCUAGUUACAAAGCAUCGGACACAUAUGAGAAACUUUUCCUCUUAAAUCCUGACUUUCUAAUUCAAUUGGCAAAGGAGUAUAUACUACAUUUGCAAUUUGCCGUCAAGUUGAUGCAUGCGGGCAAGGCUAGGGCAGUUGGUCAAAGCAGGGCUGUGCGCCGUGGCAUGGAUAUAUUAGAGCACGUAUCGCGCGAGGCUCCUGGACUAGUAGAGCCAUAUCUCAUACUGGCCCAUACUCAAUUCACGCUAGGGGAAUUUGAAGCAGCAACUCGAGUGGUGAAUAUCGCACUAAAUUUCGACACUCGGUCUGCUCCGGUCCAUCUUCUUGCGGCGCAGCUAGCUCUGGCCAAUGGGAACACUCGAGGGGCUGGUGGUGCUUUGGAUCAGGCCACCGCCUGUGAUUUUCAUGUUCGUAAAGCCCCCGCAUAUGCGUUAGUAAAGGCUGAGCUGUAUUUACUCGAAGAAGACCCCGAAGGAGCUUUAAAAAUUUUACGCGAUGCGAUUCAGUUGCCCGGUAUUAGGGACAUCGUCACCACCCAAGGCGUUGUUCCGGUAUCAGAACGGGUAGCUGUAUUUGUUAACCUGGCAAAUGUCCUUUCUGGGCUGAAUCGAUUCGCCGAAGCUGCAAGUGUUCUUGCUGAGGCUCGGGUGCGGUUUGCAGGCACCUCGGAUGAGGCUCGGGUUCUUAUGUCCAGUAGUAUGCUCGCAAUAAAAUGCAACGACUUUGAUAAGGCUAUAUCCAUACUAGAUGGUGUACCUAAAUCCUCACCCGUGUACGUUUGCGUUCAGCACUUUAAAGCGAAUCUUUAUCUCACAGAAAGGCAUGACAAACACACUUAUAUGCAGUGUUUUCGAGAUCUUGUUGAUUUCAGUCCAAGCGCACAUUCAUACGAGCAGCUUGCUGCUGCCUUCAUGCACAUCCAGGCACUUGAAGCCGCAAUAGAAGCUUAUGAACGUGCAUAUAGCUUGAGUCCACAUGAUGUGUCACUUGCGGUGAAGAUAGGCCAUGCUCUUGUUUCCACGCAUGACUAUCUCAAGGCAACUAACUACUAUGUCACUGCCCUUCAGGCUCAUGCAGAUGACAUAAGUUUGAGACAUGAUCUUGCUACAUUAUUCAUGAAGCUCAAGAAGCACGGAAAUGCCACCAAGGUCCUCACUUACGUACUGCAGCCUGCGGGCUCCUUGCCAGAGACCUCCAAGAUGAGCAACGAGGUUCAGUCCCUACUGCUACUAGCUGAGGUGCAUGCGCGUGCUGCCAAAGGUGUCGCCAUUGCUGAUGUGCCUGAUGCAAAGCAUGCUGUAGUCAGCUUUCUCCUCAAGGCUCGCGACUUACAGCGCCUUAUUUUAAAAAAUGUAAAUUCAAUCAUGGAGACACCUGAAGUCGUCAAUGAACAGAAGAGAGUCAUGGUCAAGAUAUGUUGCGAGCUUGCGAACUGUUACCUUGAAGAGGAUAAGCCCGGAGACAAGGCCUUGGAUGCAUACCAAGAUGCUCUUAAGGCAGAUAACGUAAACUUAUAGUCACACAGAAUUUGCUAUGCUCCCUUUUCCCUUAACAAAUCGCAAUGUAGGCCAACAAUAAUUGUAUGUUUCAGCUCGCACGACUUUGGGCCAAGCAAAACAAACAAGAAAAGAGUGAACAGCAGUGUGUGGCGAUACUACGAAUCAACCCCAAGCAUGAUGACUCUGCCAUGCUUCUCGCUGAUCUUCUAUCUCAAAAUCAGAAUCAUGAGGCAGCGACAGAUAGAAUUUGUCAGAUUCUGGAACGACACCCCAGUAACUACCUUGCUCUUAGCAAAUUAAUUAGAUUAUUUCGCCGCGCCGGCAGACUUGAUGACGUAUCUCGAUUCCUCGAAAUUGCAGAACAGUCAGAUUCUCGUGCACUCUCGCACCCAGGUCUGUGCUUUUGUAAAGGACUUAAUUGCCGUUAUUCAAACAAUCUAAUUGCGGCCAUUAAACACUUUAACCUUGCACGAUGGGAUAGUAAAUGGGGAGGACUUGCUAUUAUGAAUAUGAUUGAGCUAUACCUCAACCCAGAGAAUGAGCCUCAGAAUCUACACCGUGUUCCAACUCACCGCCUUGGAAAUCUUUGUAACUGCCGGACCCGUAGGUGGGAUGAAAAAAGCGAAACUGAAUUCAAUUUGCAAACUGAUAUGACCGUUGGUCACCUUCUCAAAGAAUUGGAAAUUUUCGAGGUUCCCGUUGACGUUAAUAUUAAAGUUAAAGUUCUGAGAGCAUAUUCUUAUCUCACAAUUCGAUCACAAGCAAAAAUUGACCAAGCUAUUCAGAUGUUCAUUGAAAUUUUAGAAAGACGGAAGGACUAUCUUCCUGCACUGCUUGGCAUAUCUACCGCAUUUUUGAUUGAUAAAUCGACCACAAAGGCGCGCAACGCAUUGAAGCGCAUUGCCAAAAUGCCCUACUCACAUGAGCUUGCAGAAGAGUUUGAGCGAGGAUACUUGCUACUGGCAGAGAUAUACAUUCAAAAGUCUAAGUUUGACCUCAGUGAGGACCUAUGCAAUCGCUGCCUUAAGUAUAACCUGAGUUGUAGUAAAGCAUGGGAGACCAUGGGCGUUAUCCGAGAAAGGGAAGCGUCUUACAAGGAUGCUGCUGACAUGUACGAAAAGGUUUGGUCAGUGCUUAAAUUCAAUACUGAGCUUUGAGCAAUAAUUUAAUCAAAGUCUGCCGGCUGUAGGCCUGGCGUCUUGAGCACAGAGCAUCUGCAAGUACUGGGUUUAAGCUUGCAUUCAAUUACCUCAAGGCAAAGAGGUUUGUUGAGGCCAUUGAAGUUUGCAACAAGGUGCUCAAUUUGUACCCAGAUUACCCCCAAAUUCGGGCAGAUAUACUAGAUAAAGCCAUGAUAGCACUCCGACCAUAAAAGAAUCCUGGAAAAUCACAUGCUUUUGUUUGAGAGAAGCUUCAGGCAUGAUGAACUCCCUUCAUUUGAAAUUUAAGAAUAUUUAAUCAACGUGCAGGCAUUUAAGGCGCCUUUGGGUCGUAGAAUCAAUUCUCGUUCCUAUGCUAGUAAUUUGGUCUCUCGAGCGCCUCGGGUACCUAUGGCGUGGAUCGCAUGUGCAAGCGCGGCCGUUUAGUCCAACAGUGGCAAAAGAAGCCUGAGUGCCCGCUGCGGGCCGGAGGACGCAGCGCGGUCGUUUUUUCUUUCAAGUUGCAGUCGCCCCCGGGCCAGCUCUCCUCGGGCUGGCGGGCAAGUGACCAUUUUCUUUCUAACUCUGUUGGAAAAUGCCGUGGGUAGCGUACUGACGGGCCUCUCUGUCAGCUAUGGGCUGGGGCGAACGAUUCUACCCGUCCACUGGCAAGCCUGAGUUUCAAGUUGCACCGUCACGGUGCCUCAAUGGGCCUUUUGGUGGGAAUUUGGUAAGUGUUUCGGCCCGAAUCUGAGUGUCUGACGAAGUGUUCGGACGAAAUUUUAAGUGCUUAAUCUGGUUCUAGUGCCAGUUGGUUCUAGUAGGUACUAAAAGGGGUGCUAAAAGAGUUCAAACCAGAAUAGCCCGGUGUAUAGGGCUGCGUUCGUUCGGCCUAAGGUACGUCCGAGUCGUCGGUCACGGUGGCUAUCUUGUGGCGGGGGCGGGCUCAGGGGCGCUAUAGGGGCAGUCGCGCGCUAGGGUGCAGUUUACGCACGGCGUUCUUUACGUGAGAAGCGGUCCAGCGUCAUUUACGCCGUAAUUUACGCGUAAUUUACGCGUGCAUUUAUUUAUAAAACCCGCACACACGCGGGCAGAGCGCCUAACAAGGCCUUGGUAGCCACGCAGCUCAAUAGCAGCACGAGCACGGCGCAUAAGCUUACACCUAGAGUGCACACCUUGCUCGCAACAGCAUGCAACUAGCAAUUGGCUCGGCUCUGACAACGUUUGGGGCAGCCACACUCUGCGAGGUGCUGUUCGCGAGCUAGAGUCUUAAAGGGCCGCUAGCGCCGGCUUCGGGAAGAGCCCUGGAAGGACUUUUGGAUACCUCCUUUUUUACGCCGUUUUUUACGUGGGAUCUCCUGUAGCGGUGCUUUACGUGUAAUUUACGCGUGUUUUCCACGUAAACUGCACCCUAGGUCGCGCGUUGCGGGUACUGCGCGCGCAAGUGUUUUUAGCUAAAUUCAAGUGUUCAAGUUUGGGCGAGAGUGUUUGGGAUGUUUUGGUAAGUGUCUGGAGGCAUCUCGGAGCCUGAGGCCCCGGCCCGGGGCCGGGGGAGGAGCAAACAUUUGCUAAGUGUUUCUCGUCCACCCUGACUCGGAAUGCCAGUGGGCCUAUUCAAGUUCACUGGCAUUCAAGUCACUCAGGCUCAGGCUCCGAGUCAGUGCCAGUGACGGUUGCCAUCUUGAAGUCACGCCGGUUCAACUUGAAGUUGCCCGGGCCGCGGCCAGCCUGAGGCUUGCCAGGACGCCUACGGUCAACCCGCAUCGAGUGGCGUAUAAUAUAGCUGUUGUGGCUUAGGUUUGAAGUGUGCCUGUGAUCAUGUAUACGUAUGCCAGCGGCGGCUGACGUAGGCAUAUUAUUAUCGGUAGGUACCGUAGGUACGGUAUCAGAACUUGUAAAAUCGUUUUGAAGCAAUUAUUUCCGUGAUUACCG
Messenger RNA from Pelagomonas calceolata, 6028 nucleotides. The record is from the annotation of a GenBank genome assembly. NCBI's taxonomy places the organism in Eukaryota, Pelagophyceae, Pelagomonadales, Pelagomonadaceae.